AUGAAGCUCUUCUAUGGCUUGAACCCUGCGUUCAUUCGUUCCUUAGCCAACAUCACUGAGCGGAAGAUGAACUUCUUGGGAGAUGUCUUCAAGGAAGAGGGCACCACGGAUCGGACUUUGCGAGUACAAGAGUUUGGCAAAGUUCGAGUUGAGACCAGUCGCCAAGGCAGCGUGGCACUGAGCGACGUGGGAACUGUGCUGGGUGAAAUGAUGUUCCUGGGGAUGCGCACCAUUUCACAGGCCACCUUCCGUGCAGCGACACCCCUCUUGGUGAUGCUGUGGAUCCCACACCAUUCCUUCGAGAACAUUAUCAACGAUGGCUAUCCCUUUGAAGGCGCCUACUUCCGAAGCUUGCAACGGACGGACCACGGCCGGGAGGACAUGAGUCAUUAUGCGCAUGAUUUGAAGCUCUUCCGUGGCUGUGGUCAGAGCUUCUUGAACAGAUUUAUCGUUCAAGUGGGUUUUCAAAACUGA
Molecule: messenger RNA, 474 nt
Organism: Durusdinium trenchii
Lineage: Eukaryota; Dinophyceae; Suessiales; Symbiodiniaceae
Source: the annotation of a GenBank genome assembly